AUGUCCAUUUCUGGGACUUUGAGCAACUAUUACGUGGACUCCAUCAUUAGUCACGAGAGCGAUGAACUCUCAUCCCAGACUCGCUUUCCUAGCGCCCAAUAUUCCGGCUCGAGCUCCGCUGCGUCCGCGAGUGGGAGGCUGCCGGGUGGCGCUGCUGCGCACACGGAACAUCCCCAUCCCGAUUCCUAUCCGUCCUGCAGUUUCCAGCCCAAGCCUCCAGUCUUCUCGUCAUCCUGGAGCCCAUUUAAUCCACACCACGGUGCCAGUGGCCUCCCCGCUGUCUACCAUCCCUACAUCCCCGCGCAGCACGUGCCCGCCGCGGACACACGGUACAUACGUUCAUGGCUGGACUGUGCGCCACGGAGCUCUGAGUCUGGUCCGGUACAGGGCCAAACGGGUCAGGUCAAGCUGGAGCCUCAGCUUGGCCAUCUCGGUGGGGAGAUCGCAUCCAAAAUCAUGGGACAGCAUCAGCACGAGCCCACAACAUACAUCUUGGAGUCAACGUCCACGGCAGCGCGCGAGCUUAGCCACCAUUCGGCCGCCAUCCAGGGAACAGGGUUCGAAGAAAACAAGGACAUUAGUGAAGGGAAUGAGGACAAAGAUGGCCUGGAUCAAAAUGACCCAUCGGCCAAUUGGCUUCAUGCACGUUCCUCCAGAAAGAAACGUUGUCCAUACACCAAAUACCAGACGCUAGAGUUGGAGAAGGAGUUCCUGUUCAACAUGUACCUCACGCGCGAUCGGCGACAUGAGGUGGCGCGCGCACUCAAUCUGACAGAGCGGCAGGUGAAGAUCUGGUUCCAGAACCGGAGGAUGAAAAUGAAGAAACAAAACAAGGACCAAUCCAAGGACUAG
This is a messenger RNA of Pelmatolapia mariae (spotted tilapia), 852 nucleotides long. It is a transcript of the gene hoxb9a, whose product is annotated as homeobox B9a. Gene Ontology annotation, biological process: regulation of transcription by RNA polymerase II; anterior/posterior pattern specification; embryonic skeletal system morphogenesis. The record is from RefSeq and is a predicted model, not a curated record. Gene Ontology annotation, cellular component: nucleus. The transcript has 2 exons. Gene Ontology annotation, molecular function: DNA-binding transcription factor activity, RNA polymerase II-specific; RNA polymerase II cis-regulatory region sequence-specific DNA binding. NCBI's taxonomy places the organism in Eukaryota, Metazoa, Chordata, Actinopteri, Cichliformes, Cichlidae. Bases 1 to 852 code for a protein of 283 amino acids.